This is a messenger RNA of Insectozyma verbasci, 3003 nucleotides long. NCBI's taxonomy places the organism in Eukaryota, Fungi, Ascomycota, Pichiomycetes, Serinales, Debaryomycetaceae. The record is from the annotation of a GenBank genome assembly.
AUGUCAAGGACUGAUUAUGGAUCUGCCGACUUAUGUGACAUUACAAAUGAUUCAAUAGACAGUUACACUAAUUUUGAUUCGACAAUUCUCGAGGAUAGAAGGUUUUUAGUUGAGUAUAAUAAUGAUCCAACUAAUUUAUUGAAUCGAAGAAAUUCAGUGAUUAUUGCAAAUACAGGUGAAAGAAUACAUAGAAAUGUAACAUUUACUAUACCAGAAUAUACUGAAACUACACCACUAAUAAACUCAGGCAAUCAGUCAUCUUGGGUUAAAUUAUAUCAAUAUUUAAAGUCAAUUUAUUUUAAUCAAAUUUUCCGUUCGGUUUUCAAAUGUUCAAUUGCAUAUUUCAUUGCUUCUUUGGGUGUUUAUUAUCGUCCAUUCGAUGACUUAUUAGGUUCUACAGACUCAAAACAUGUUGUCGCUACGGUUGCCGUAUACUUUCAUCCAACAAGAACUAAAGGGUCCAUGAAUCAAACUUUAAUUUUUGUUGUCAUUUCAAUUAUUUACAGUUUUACAAUAUCAUUCUUUUGUCGAUAUAUUUCAUCUUUAUUUUAUAAAAAUGGUGAUGAUGAAUUGAGUCAUAUUAUAGAUUUAGUUUUAAGUUCAAUCAGCCUUGGAAUUAUAUCAUUCUGGAAACAAAAGAUCAAUAAACAAACUUUUAAUACUGCUUGUUCAUUAGCUUGUAUUUCUAUAGUGGCAUGUAUUGUAAAAGAAGGGAGUAUGCAUCUGGGUAUUGUGCCAUUAAAGAGAAUAGAGGGGACAUUUUAUGUUGUUGUUACUGGUUGUUUGAUUUCAAGUCUUGUUUGUUAUUUAAUAUGGCCAGUAAGUGCUGUUAUUCAAUUACAACAAACUCUAAAUGACUCAUACAAUAUUUUCUCAUCGGUGCUAUCAAUUGUAUCUAGAAGAUUUGUUACUGGUGAACAAUUUGCAAAUAAAGAUAUUGAAAUGGUUGAAAAAUUAAAGAGUAAUAUCAAUGCUUUAUUACAAAAUCUAGAGGAAGCCAAAUUUGAGCUUCGAUUACUUGGUAAAGAAUCAGAAUGUAAAUUUUAUCAACAGUUAGUUGAACAAACUAUUAAUUUAGCUAGACAUUUACAAGCAUUAACAUCAGCUACUAAAAUGCAAUGGAAUCUAUUGAAUGAAGAUAAACCAAGUGUAAUCACCCCAAGUUUGAAAAGUUUUACGUCGAGUGAUGAAAUUAUAAUAUCUCCAUCUGUUGAAAAUUUGACAAACUGGCCAAGUGAGACUGCUACAAAAACUUCAGAAAUACAUCAUCCAUCACAAUUAUUCGACCUAUUUGUGUACUAUCUAUCUCCAUCUAUAAAAUCACUCAUCUUCACAAUUAAAGGUGUCCUUAAUGAAAUUCCGUUUGAGAAAAAUUCACAAUUAUCAUCAAUUUUACAACAAUCAUUAACUGAUGCAAACAAAUUAUUUGAAGAAAAGCAAGAGAUAUCAUUUGAGAAAUUAUACUCACAAAGUAUAUUCAAGCAAAGUAAUGAAUUUUAUUUUCAAGCUGAUCAGGAAGAAGUUGCUGCUUGUUGUGGUAACUUUACAUCAUUAUUAUCUCAAUUUUCCAUUGAAUUGUUAAAAUUUGUAGAACUUUCAGAUCAAUAUAACAAAGUAAUUAACGAACCCCGUUCCUAUCCAUGGUUGAAGUUUUGGAAAUACAAGUAUAAUUCGGAUAGUGAAAAUUCAAAUAAUAUAACAAGUUUACAUGCUGCAUUAGACGAUUUAAGAGAUCAAUUUGGCUUGAAAAAACAAGCACCACCAGAGCAACAACAAAUAAGAAAAUCAUUCUGGGAUAAAUUGACUUUUUCAAUUUGGAAAUUUUCCAAAAAUUUCAAAAGAACAGAUGUUCAAUUUGGUAUACGAGUUGGUUUAGGAGCUGGUCUCAUUUCAAUAUUUGCAUUUGUCCCAUUCACGAAGGGAAUAUUUAUUAAUUGGAGAGGUGAAUGGUCGUUAAUUAUUUAUUGUAUAAUGAUGAAUAAAUCAUUAGGUGGGACUACCAUGACUGUUAAAUGGAGAAUAAUAGGUACGUUUCUAGGUUCGUUCACUGCAUUUUUGAUUUGGAAAUUAACAGAUGCAAAUGUUUAUGCAUUGGCUAUAACAGGGUUUUUAAUUUCAAUACCUUCAUUUUAUAUUAUUCUAUUUUGGAAACGGAAUAAUCCAUUUGGAAGAUUUAUUUUACUCACAUAUAAUUUGACUGCAUUAUAUUCAUAUUCUAUGCUUCAAAAAGACUCAGAAGAUGAGCAUGAAGGUGGUGAGAAUCCAAUAAUUGAAGAAAUUGCAUUUCAUAGAUUUAUAUCAGUGACAAUUGGGAUAAUUUGGGCAUUAACGAUGGCAACAUGCUUCUUACCAAAUAGUGCUAGAGUACGUCUCAAGAAUGGGUUAUCUAUACUUUGGUUGAGAUUGGGUGUAAUUUGGAAUUCAGAUCCAUUAGAAUAUUCAGAUGAAGAAAAAGUCUUAAUUGGAUUUAAAGCAGAACAAGGAACGAAUAAAUUAUUAUCUGAAUGUGAGACGUUGUUAAAACAAGCACCAGUUGAAUUAAGAUUAAAAGGACAAUUUCCAACAAAAAUCUAUUCAAAUUUGAUUAAGUAUUCCUCAAAUAUAAUUGAUUCAUUUCAAAAUCUUGAUCUUUUAAUUAAAGUUGAUCCAACUUUGAAUAACAAUGAGGAAUACGUCUUAAAAUAUAUUGAGAAUGAAAGAAAUGAAGUUGAACAAAGAAUAUUUUUGGUGUUUUAUAUGUUGGCAAGUGCAAUAAAAUUAGGUUUUCCAAUACCUAGUAAACCAGCAAGUAUUGAACAUGCAAAGGACAGACUAUUGUAUAAAUUGAGUGAGAUCAGAAGAAGACAACAAGAUUUUGAUUUGAUUUUGAAGAAUAAUGAUUUUGUUCUAUUGUAUUCUUAUAUAUUGGUUGCACUGACUAUAUCGGAGCAGUUAAAUAAUAUAAUGUUACAAAUCAAAGAUUUAUUAGGUGAAAUUAGUGAAGAUAAAUUCCAAUUGGUAUAG